This is a messenger RNA of Lolium perenne, 2853 nucleotides long. RefSeq lists its product as uncharacterized. The record is from RefSeq and is a predicted model, not a curated record. Lineage: Eukaryota; Viridiplantae; Streptophyta; Magnoliopsida; Poales; Poaceae.
AUGGGUCUGUUUAGAAGGGCGCUCACCAACUGCCAGCUCAAGGAGCUGAAACUUCAGAACAGGAAGUAUACUUGGAGCAAUGAGAGAGAUACUCCUACCCUCUUGAGGUUGGACCGGGCCUUCUGUAACGAUGCUUGGGAUCUAAGAUUCGAGCAUCACGGGUUGCACGCCUUAUCCCCCUCCCUCUCGGAUCAUUGCCCGCUUCCUCUCUCAAACCAAAGUGGUCCAAGGAAGCCUCCAGUUUUUCGUUUUAAGUCCUUUUGGACCAAGAUGCCUGGGUUCAAGGAUGUCGUCCAAAAAGCCUGGUCCACACCGUCUUCUCACUCCCAGCCGGUUCAUGUCAUCAACCACAAGCUGAAGUCCACGGCGAUGGGACUCAGAGCUUGGAGUAAAGGGCUCUUCUCCGACUGUAAGCUGCAACUCCUUAUGGCCCUUGACGUUGUUCUUCAGUUGGAUAUCGCCCAGGAAUCUCGCCCACUCUCUCAUGAGGAAAGAUGGCUCCGCGCCAAUCUAAAACGCCGUGUCAAAGGCCUCGCCGCUCUUGAAAGAUCUCGCAAGCGUCAGGCUUCUAAGAUCCACUACCUCCGUGAAGGCGACACUAAUACCAAGUUCUUUCAUCUACGGGUUAAUGCCAGAAAAUGCAAGAAUCACAUCAUGAGGCUCAGGCAGAACUCGGGCUGGGCCGUGUCGCAUGAAGAUAAGGAAAACUUGAUCUUUGAUCAUUUUUCCCAGGCCCUUGGGCGACCUCCUCCUCGACAGUUGGACUUCAAUUGGGAAGCUCUCAACCCUACCGCUCACCUUCUGGAAAAUUUAGGUCUCCCCUUCAACGAGGCUGAGAUUAAGGAAGCAUUGGAAGACAUGCCUGCGGACAAAGCUCCGGGCCCCAACGGCUUCUCUAUCGCUUUCUUUCGCUCAUGCUGGGAGAUUGUCAAGGGAGACCUUAUGAAGACCAUUAAUGCUUUUUCGGAGCUCUCGGUGACUAGUUUUCAUAUCCUCAACUCCGCCAAUAUAGUUUUCUUGCCUAAGAAAGACGGAGAGGAGUCCAUCUCUGAUUUCAGACCCAUUAGUCUCAUUCACGUGAUCCCGAAGAUCAUAGCUAAAGCCAUGGCACGACGUCUCAGCCCAAGAAUGAAUGAGAUCGUGUCCCAUAGUCAGAGCGCCUUCAUCAAGUCCAGAACUAUCCACGACAAUUUCAUGUAUGUCCGGAAUACCGCCCGCCUGUUGCAUCGCAGGAAAGUUCCGGCCCUUCUCAUUAAUUUGGACAUCGCCAAGGCUUUCGACACGAGGCUCCUGGAGAAGGCUACCGAAGCCGGCCUCAUUUCUGCCAUGCCUGGGGGUUUGCAGGGCCCUAGGAUUUCCUUGUACGCCGAUGAUGCAGUGGUUUUCCUCGCCCCUACUGCACAAGAUGUCGCUGGUCUGGCCAGCAUACUUCAACGCUUUGGUGAGGUGACCGGACUCGUGACUAAUGUGGUGAAGAGCUCCAUUGCCCCUAUUCAGUGCGCCGACUUAAACCUUGAGGAGGUUCUAGCAAACUUCCGUGCGACUACAACCCCCUUCCCCAUCAAGUACUUGGGUUUGCCUCUCUCUUUGGGAAGACUCCGACGGGUGGACCUCCAACCUUACAUCGACAAGGUCGUGGCUCGCCUAAGCCCGUGGAAAGGCAAGUUCCUGAAUCGUGCCGGCUGCACCGCUCUGGUUAAGUCGGUCUUAUCCUCCAUGCCUAUCUUCCUGCUGACGGCGCUGAAAGCUGACAAAGGCAUUCUCAAGGCCUUCGCAAAAAUCAGUCGUGGUAUGCUCUGGGCGUGCAAAGAAACGGUCAGUGGGGGGAAAUGCAAGGUGAACUGGCAGAAGGUCUGUCGUCCAAAGGAGCUCGGUGGUUUGGGUAUCUUGGACCUGGAAAAAUUCUCUAGGGCUCUCAGACUUCGAUGGUUAUGGUAUAAGUGGACGGCUCCGGACAAGCCAUGGGUGGGCUCUGAAACCCCCAAUGAUGCCGCUGAUUCAGAACUCUUCAACGCAGCCACUCGCGUCACCAUUGGCAACGGUGCCAAGGCCUCCUUCUGGUCUUCUUCAUGGCUUCAUGGCACCCCUCCAAAGGACCUUGCUCCUCUAAUUUUCAAGGUCUCCAGAAGGAAGAAUCGAACGGUCCAGGAGGCUCUGGCCGAUCAUAACUGGGUUUCGGAUAUCGUGGUCGACGCCUUCACCGUAGAGCACCUGGAACAAUACGUUCGCCUUUGGGAUCUUCUUGCCGAAGUCCAACUUGAUCCAGACUCAGAGGAUUCCAUCACCUGGUCUUUGACCCCUAAUGGGUGCUACUCUGCCAGCUCCGCUUACAAAGCCCAGUUCCUCACAGCUCUUCCUUACCAGUUCGGGAAAAUUGUCUGGAAGACCUGGGCCCCUCCGAAGUGCCGGUUUUUCGCGUGGCUCGCCGUCCAAAAUCGCCUUUGGACCGCCAACCGCUUAGCAAAACGGGGAUGGCCCCAUCACCCCACCUGCCAGCUCUGCAGAUGCUCCCCCGAGACAGCUCGGCACAUCCUCUUUGAAUGUUGUUUCUCCAAGCGCAUCUGGACCGCGGCGGCCUCCUGGCUCUCUUGUCCGGACCUUAUGAACAGUCUUGGAGAAGGUAGAGCGAAGGUCAUUGAUUAUUGGCAGGCCAUCACAGCGACCACUACCUCUUCUCCCAAAGGGCUGCGAUCUGCGGUUAUUCUCGUCACUUGGGAGAUUUGGAAGGAGAGGAACGAGCGCGUUUUGAACAACAAGUGUUCGCUGCCUUCGAUCGUUAUGCACAAGAUCAGGGAAGAAGGAAAAGAUUGGAUCCUAGCAGGUGCCAAGAGCCUUGCGGACUUGAUUACCUGA